AUUUAGUUUUGGUUUUUUUAACAACCCUGUAAAAAAAAGAUACACAAAAUCAGGCGUGUAAAAUCUUGCAAAACCCUCCGUGGGCGAGAGAAGAAAGGAAUGGAUUUUCAAGUGGUAGUGUUAGCCGGAGGCACUUCCAAGAAGCUUUCCCCUCUUGUUUCCAAGGACGUCCCAAAAUCGCUACUUCCCGUAGCCAAUCGCCCGGUUCUUUCAUACGUUUUGGACCUCUUGGAGAAAAGCAAUCUCAAAGAUCUCAUUGUUGUUGUUGAAGGAGAAGAUACUGACGGUCUUGUUGAAAUUUGGAUAUCAGAGGCUUAUGCUGAUCGAUUACAUGUUCAAGUUGCUGCUGUCCCGGAGGAAGUUGGAACAGCUGGUGCUCUAAGAGCAAUUGGUCAUCACUUGACUGCAUCUGACAUUCUGGUUGUGAGCGGCGAUCUUGUUUGUGAUAUAUCCCCUGGAGCAGUGGCUGCUGCUCAUAGACGACAUGAUGCUGUAGUAACUGCAAUGUUUUGUUCCGUGCCAGUCAGUGGCCCCCCUGAAUCGGGCCCCUCGAGUGGAAAGGACAAAACAAAGAAACCAGGACGCUAUAAUAUUGUGGGCCUGGACUCCACCGAACAAUUUCUUCUAUAUAUAGCGGCCGGUAUGGACGUUGAGAAAGAUAUUAAAGUUCAAAAGAGCAUCCUUCGUGCUGUAGGAAAGAUGGAAAUUCGAUCAGAUUUAAUGGACGCUCAUUUAUAUGCAUUCAAAAGGACUGUUCUUAAGGAAGUUCUUGAUCAGAAGCAAAGUUUUAGAAGCUUAAAGCAGGAUGUGCUGCCUUAUCUAGUUAAAAGUCAGCUGAGGUCUGAACUAUUAUUGAAUGGAAGACAAGUCGAAGAAAAUGGCAAUGAGAAGGAUGAUAUCAAUAACAACAAAGUGAUGCUUUCUCAACUUCUGGCCAAUGCAUCUACACCAAGUUUUCAUGAACUUUAUGCGUUGGGUCCCAAUGGUUUUGCCCCAGUUGAGAGAAAAACCCACAAAUGCUGUGUUUAUAUUGCCAGUAAGAGCAAAUAUUGUGCAAGACUAAAUUCCAUUCAAGCGUUUAGUGACAUCAACAGAGAUGUCAUAGGAGAUGCAAGUCACCUAUCUGGAUGUUCCUUCUCUGUGCACAACAAUGUUAUUCAUCCGUCUGCUGUUCUUGGCUCCAAAACCACAGUUGGACCGCAAUGCAUGUUGUGGGAAGGUUCACAAAUGGGUGACAAAUGCAGCGUUAAGCGAUCUGUUAUUGGGCGUCAUUGUCGGAUAGGAUCAAAUGUAAAGGUUGUGAAUUCAGUCAUUAUGAAUCAUGUUACCAUUGGAGAUGGGUGUUCUAUACAAGGCUCCGUUAUUUCCAGUAAUGUACAGCUUCAAGAGCGAGCCGUACUCAAGGAUUGUCAAGUUGGUGCUGGUUUUGUUGUUACUGCUGGCAGUGAGCACAAAGGGGAAGCAUUAGCAAAAAAAUAGAAAAAGUGACCACCAUUACAUUUUUGUCAGGAUCAGUUUGGUUUUGAGUUUACAUUAAUGCUACUGGAAAUCACACCUAUUGUAUAACGAGAGAAAUUUUAUGUUUUAGUGCUAACUGUGUUAGAAUUUAGAAUGUUAGGUUUUUAGUGGUUUGAGGUGAAACUGAAUUUUUUGUAAUAGAGUGAUUUGUGAAUUAUUCUUUCUUCAGUUUGCUCAGUUUGUAAUAGAGCAUUAUACUUCUACAAAGAUGAAUAUAGUAAUGAAUAAUGAUAA
Molecule: messenger RNA, 1752 nt
Organism: Erigeron canadensis
Lineage: Eukaryota; Viridiplantae; Streptophyta; Magnoliopsida; Asterales; Asteraceae
Product: translation initiation factor eIF-2B subunit gamma
Exons: 13
Coding region: 100-1479 (459 amino acids)
Biological process (GO): biosynthetic process; cytoplasmic translational initiation
Cellular component (GO): guanyl-nucleotide exchange factor complex; eukaryotic translation initiation factor 2B complex
Molecular function (GO): translation initiation factor activity; guanyl-nucleotide exchange factor activity
Source: RefSeq, a predicted model, not a curated record